AUGCCUGAGACCUUCGAGUUCCAGGCUGAGAUUUCUCAGCUGCUCUCGCUGAUCAUUAACACCGUCUACUCCAACAAGGAGAUCUUCCUGCGUGAGCUGAUCUCCAACGCCUCCGAUGCUCUUGACAAGAUCCGCUAUGAGGCUCUUUCCGACCCGUCCAAGCUCGACUCGUGCAAGGACCUGCGCAUCGACAUCAUCCCUGACCAGGAGAACAAGACUCUCACCAUCCGGGACACCGGUAUUGGUAUGACCAAGGCUGACCUCAUCAACAACCUGGGUACCAUUGCCCGCUCCGGUACCAAGCAGUUCAUGGAGGCUCUGUCUGCUGGUGCUGAUAUCUCCAUGAUCGGCCAGUUCGGUGUCGGUUUCUACUCGGCUUACCUGGUCGCUGACCGGGUCACCGUUGUGUCCAAGCACAACGAUGACGAGCAGUACAUCUGGGAGUCGGCUGCCGGUGGCACCUUCAACCUCACCCAGGACACCGAGGGCGAGCAGCUCGGCCGUGGCUCCAAGAUUGUCCUGCACCUCAAGGAUGAGCAGACUGACUACCUCAACGAGAGCCGCAUCAAGGAGGUGGUUCGCAAGCACUCCGAGUUCAUCUCUUACCCCAUCUACCUGCACGUCCUGAAGGAGACCGAGAAGGAGGUCCCCGACGAGGAGGCUGAGGAGACCAAGGAGGAAGAUGAGGAGAAGAAGCCCAAGGUCGAGGAGGUCGACGAGGAAGAGGAUAAGGACAAGAAGAAGACCAAGACCGUCAAGGAGUCCAAGAUCGAGGAGGAGGAGCUGAACAAGACCAAGCCCAUCUGGACCCGCAACCCGGCCGACAUCACCCAGGAGGAGUACGCCUCCUUCUACAAGUCGCUCUCCAACGACUGGGAGGACCACCUGGGUGUCAAGCACUUCUCCGUCGAGGGUCAGCUUGAGUUCCGGGCCAUUCUUUUUGUUCCCAAGCGUGCUCCCUUCGACCUCUUCGAGACCAAGAAGACCAAGAACAACAUCAAGCUCUACGUGCGCCGUGUCUUCAUCACCGACGAUGCUACCGACCUGAUCCCCGAGUGGCUGGGCUUCAUCAAGGGUGUCGUCGACUCGGAGGACCUGCCCCUCAACCUGUCGCGUGAGACCCUCCAGCAGAACAAGAUCAUGAAGGUCAUCAAGAAGAACAUUGUCAAGAAGACCCUCGAGCUUUUCCAGGAGAUCGCCGAGGACCGCGAGCAGUUCGACAAGUUCUACAGUGCCUUCAGCAAGAACAUCAAGCUCGGUAUCCACGAGGACGCCCAGAACCGCCCGGCCCUGGCUAAGCUGCUCCGCUACCAGUCCACCAAGUCCGGCGAUGAGUCCACCUCGCUCAGCGACUACGUCACCCGCAUGCCGGAGCACCAGAAGAACAUGUACUACAUAACUGGCGAGUCGACCAAGGCUGUCGCCAAGUCGCCUUUCCUGGACACCCUCAAGCAGAAGAACUUUGAGGUUCUGUUCCUGGUUGACCCCAUUGACGAGUACGCUUUCACCCAGCUGAAGGAGUUCGACGGCAAGAAGCUGGUCGACAUCACCAAGGACUUCGAGCUCGAGGAGAGCGAGGAGGAGAAGAAGGAGCGUGAGGAGGAGGAGAAGGAGUACGAGGACCUGGCCAAGGCCCUGAAGAACAUUCUGGGCGACAAGGUCGAGAAGGUCGUUGUCUCUCACAAGCUCGUCGGUGCGCCCUGCGCCAUCCGUACCGGUCAGUUCGGCUGGUCCGCCAACAUGGAGCGCAUCAUGAAGGCCCAGGCCCUCCGUGAUACUUCCAUGAGCUCGUACAUGUCCUCCAAGAAGACCUUCGAGAUCUCCCCCAAGUCCCCCAUCGUCAAGGAGCUCAAGAAGAAGGUUGAGGCCGAUGGCGAGAACGACCGCACUGUCAAGUCGAUCACCCAGCUCCUCUUCGAGACCUCGCUGCUGGUCUCCGGCUUCACCAUCGAGGAGCCCGCCAGCUUCUCCGAGCGCAUUCACAAGCUCGUCUCGCUGGGCCUGAACAUCGACGAAGACGCCGAGACUGCCGACGAGAAGGCCACCGAGACUGCAGCUCCCGCCGAGGCCACCGGUGAGAGCGCCAUGGAGGAGGUUGACUAA
Messenger RNA from Penicillium alfredii, 2103 nucleotides. RefSeq names its product chaperone Hsp90 (gene hsp90). Gene Ontology annotation, cellular component: perinuclear region of cytoplasm; cytosol; protein-containing complex. The coding region runs from base 1 to 2103 and encodes 700 amino acids. The record is from RefSeq and is a predicted model, not a curated record. Lineage: Eukaryota; Fungi; Ascomycota; Eurotiomycetes; Eurotiales; Aspergillaceae. Gene Ontology annotation, molecular function: ATP-dependent protein folding chaperone; ATP hydrolysis activity; ATP binding. Gene Ontology annotation, biological process: protein folding; protein stabilization; cellular response to heat. The transcript has 2 exons.